This is a messenger RNA of Passer domesticus (house sparrow), 1618 nucleotides long. It is a transcript of the gene AURKAIP1, whose product is annotated as aurora kinase A interacting protein 1. The transcript is spliced from 4 exons. Gene Ontology annotation, cellular component: mitochondrion. Lineage: Eukaryota; Metazoa; Chordata; Aves; Passeriformes; Passeridae. The record is from RefSeq and is a predicted model, not a curated record. The coding region runs from base 334 to 933 and encodes 199 amino acids.
GGCGGCGGCGGGGCCGUGAGGGGAGGGCGAGCUCCGCGGCUCGGGGGCUCCGUGCGGACCCCGCCCGGGGCGGGGCAGCGCCGGCAGUGCCGGCAGGGCUGAGGGGAACGAGGCGGCCCCUCGGUGACGGCCGGUUUUUAUGCCGCGCGGCUGCUCCUACCGGCCGUAGGGAGGAGCGGGGCUGUGCCAGGCAGCCGUGUUUUUAAAGUUAAAUAUUUGGUAUUUGUUAAUAAAUCGCCUCCGCGGCUCGGCUGCUCCUGUGCUUGACCCCCACAGCAGAGCCCGGCAGACUGAGGUCAUUGCUGGCUCUGCCAGUGAACAAAGAGAAACAAAAUGUUAAUAUCACGGCUGAGUUCCCAGUUACUGAAGGCUUCGAGAAUUGCAGGCCACCUCCUGCCCAGGUCGGUGUCGUCGUUCCUGUGCUGCCGCUCUCCGUGCGCGCGCUACAGCACCCAGCCCCCCAACACCAGCGGGGCCCAGCCCCAGCAGUGGCACACGCUGGACCCCGAGCUGGAGGAGAUCCUCAUUCCCAGGAAACUCUCCAUCAGCCCCUUGGAGAGCUGGCUGACCGUCAGGUACUCCCUGCCCAAAGCCGGGGACGCGCGGGGGGAAGCCGGCCAUGAAAAGCCGCAGCCCUUGGAGUGUCCCCCUGCUGCUGGGACAGCGGUUGUGGAGGAAGGAGAGGGAGGCCUGGGUGACAAGGUGCAGUGCAGGAACGUGCUGAAGAUCCGCAGGAGGAAAAUGAACAGGCACAAGUACAAGAAGCUGCUCAAGAGGAGGAAGUUCAUCCGCAGGAGGGUAAAGGAGGGGCGCAAGAAGAGGCGUCAGAUAAAAUUUGAGAAAGAUUUGGAGCGCAUCUGGAAAAAAGCUGGCUUGAAAAGUGCUCCUGCAGGGUGGCAAACCCCCAAGAUCUACCUGAGGAGCAAGCGAUAAAAAAAAAAAACCCCACCUGUCACAAAUUUUAACCUGCAAUUGUAAUUAAAAAAAUAUUUAAGUAUGUUGAUGACAUUUAACCUUUUUCUGAUUGUGAUGGAAACGGUAGGAAGGAGUUUUCCCAGGACAAACUGGCAGCUUUUCCUCCCCAGAGGAGAGGUGGGAGCUCUUUCCUGUGGUCAUUGCUGAAUUUCUGGAGUCUCUCUUUGAGAUGAGGCUGAACCUAGGAAAAAUCAGGUGUGGGAGAAGGGAUCAGUGAAAGAAUUCCUCUUGUUUAUAUGGCACAAAAAAGUUCUUUUCUAAAUUGCAUUCUUUCACAGCCUUGCUGCAGAAAGGUUGGGGUUUUCCUGAGAGUUGUGGUGGGGUGGGAAUGGGAUCAGAAUUCCGUGGAAUUUACCUGCAGGAGCUUUUGUUGUCUCUUACGUGGAGCCUUGUGAGCAUCCUUAAAAGGCACAUUUCUUUUUGUGUUAAUAAAAAAUGGUUUUUUUUUUGUCUUUGACUGACCCCUGUCAUGUAAAACAUCCAGAUAUUGGUCAAAGCUCAGAGCUAAUUGUUCAUUAAGUACAAAAACUUUUGUGCCUGAGACAAGCCUGAUACAAUCAGCUGCUUUUGCAUGGUUGAAGAGAGUUGUGAGAGCUGUGAAAAAUACAGGUGUUUAAAAUAAACCCUGACAGAGGACUUUUAA